AACAUUUGGCCCCACUCCCCUGCCAACUUUUCUCAAUGACAAGCACAGUUCACCGUCAAGACGUCCUUCCCCUGGCCUAUAAAUUCAGCAAGUGGCUCAGCUCAACACCAUCACUUCUUCAUCCGCUCAUCCCUGCAACAUCCAUAGCUCACUUCUUCAGAUCUCCAGCUGAAAAUUCAAAGACCGAGAAUCAACUAUGGUCGGUGCCAAGAGACUUGCUCAAUUGGCGAAGAAGUUGCAGAGGGUGGAAGCACUUGGGAGGAAGAGGCUCACGGUGUCAGCCAAAGAAGAUGAAGACUGCUACAGUUCUGUACCAGCCAAGGGCCACUGUGUCAUGUACACGGCUGAUGGGGGGCAUUUUGAGGUCCCGUUGGAGUACCUCAGCACGACGGUAUUCGGUGAGCUCCUGAGGAUGUCCCAGGAGGAGUUUGGCUUUGCGAGCGAUGGCGGGAUCAGACUGCCCUGUGAUGCUGCAGUGAUGGAGUAUGCCAUGUGCUUGCUCAGGAGAAAGGCCUCCGCCGAGGUCGAGAGUGCAUUGCUGAGCUCUAUGGUAACGUCUUGCCACUACACUGGCUGUGUGAUGCCUACUGUUGGAGACAGCAACCAGAUUUACUGUUUGUAGCUUCUGAAGAACAUGCAUUCAGGACCCUGAUGAUGUCUUCUGUCUUGUGUAGUUUGGCUGGAUAGCGUAAGAUAGUUAGACAGUAGAAUUAUUAUUUUUUAACAAAAGACAGCAGAAACUAGGAGCAGGAAAAUUGUAUAUAUAGCAACUGAUCAAUAAUGCAACAAAGCAGUAUUAUGGCCA
Molecule: messenger RNA, 805 nt
Organism: Triticum aestivum (bread wheat)
Lineage: Eukaryota; Viridiplantae; Streptophyta; Magnoliopsida; Poales; Poaceae
Product: auxin-responsive protein SAUR36-like
Exons: 1
Coding region: 197-622 (141 amino acids)
Biological process (GO): response to auxin
Source: RefSeq, a predicted model, not a curated record